GGCCAGCUCCCGCCAGUCUGCCCUGCCCUGCUCGCGGCUCCCCAGGCCGCCGCACCCUCCCGGCACCGCCUCCUUCGGUAAAUACAGUGGCGGCCCGCCCUCCGCGCCCGGACGCGCAGGUGGGAGGGUGCGGUGCGGGCCUGUGCCCAGCCCGCUGUCUCUGGUCAGCGCUUCCCAGACAAGCGCCGACCCGAAGCCGACCCGCCGCAGGCUCCCCGGACGCGUCCCGCGCAGGCAGGACGCACGCAGGACGAAGCCUCAGAGCUGUUGAAACCAUUGGAGGGAAGGAAGCACAUCCCACCUGUCUUCAGGGAAGGGGCCUCUUCUGGCCAUGUCUCCUGCAGCAGCUGAGCCGGAUGAGGUCCAGCCAGACAGGCAUGUCAGCAAGCUCAUUUUCUUCCUUUUCGUCUUUGGUGCCAUCCUGUUGUUUGUGGGAGUCCUGCUUUCCAUCUUUGGGUUCCAGACAUGCCAAUACGAAAGCCUCCCAGACUGCAGUAUGGUGCUGAAGGUGGCUGGGCCCGCGUGUGCGGCCAUUGGGCUUGGGGCUGUGAUCCUGGCCCGCUCCCGGGCACUGCUUCAGUUCCGGGAGGGACGCCUGCGAGGCAACCGGGUGGACCCCGACCAAGCCUUCAUCUGCGGAGAGAGCCGCCAGUUUGCCCAGUGCCUCAUCUUUGGGUUCCUGUUCUUGACCAGUGGGAUGCUCAUCAGCAUACUGGGCAUUUGGGUCCCUGGAUGUGACUCGGACUGGGACAAGGAGCCCCUGAACGAGACAGACACUGCCACCGCGGAGCCCCCGAUCUGUGCAUUCCUGUCCCUGCAGAUCAUGGGACCCUUAAUUGUGCUCGUGGGCUUGUGUUUCUUCGUGGUUGCCCAUGUCAAGAAGAGAAACAACUUGAGUGAGGCCCAGAAUGCCUCCGACAGUGAAGAGAGACAGACCCAGAACACAGAGCCCGUCCAGGUCACUGUAGGUGAUGCCGUGAUAAUAUUCCCACCCCCUCCACCACCUUACUUUCCUGAGUCUUCAGCUUCUGCAGUCACACGAGGUCCUGACGCUAACGGUUUGCUUCCAAAUGAAAAUCCACCUUCCUAUUACAGUAUUUUUAACUAUGGCGGGACCCCAGCGCCCGAGGGCCAAGGCACAGCCUCUGCGAGCGAGCGCGUGUCCGUAUACACUAUUUCCGGGAUGACGUCAUCCUCAGAGCCCUCACACACUCCACAGCUCGCCUCUGAAUUGCCUCCCAGAUACGAAGAAAAAGAACCGGCUGCAACCACAUCCUCGUCUCCCUCUUCUGAGCCUUCCCCACCAUGAACUAUGGACUCCAGUUCAAUUUUAUAUAGAAUCAAUUUUAUAUAGCAAUUUAUUUAAUUUGUUUUUUAAUAAAAAAAAAU
Molecule: messenger RNA, 1389 nt
Organism: Rhinolophus ferrumequinum (greater horseshoe bat)
Lineage: Eukaryota; Metazoa; Chordata; Mammalia; Chiroptera; Rhinolophidae
Gene: TMEM171
Product: transmembrane protein 171
Exons: 4
Coding region: 332-1309 (325 amino acids)
Source: RefSeq, a predicted model, not a curated record